Messenger RNA from Cryptococcus wingfieldii CBS 7118, 1395 nucleotides. RefSeq lists its product as hypothetical. Bases 1 to 1395 code for a protein of 464 amino acids. Gene Ontology annotation, cellular component: spliceosomal complex. Lineage: Eukaryota; Fungi; Basidiomycota; Tremellomycetes; Tremellales; Cryptococcaceae. The record is from RefSeq and is a predicted model, not a curated record. Gene Ontology annotation, molecular function: RNA binding. Gene Ontology annotation, biological process: regulation of mRNA splicing, via spliceosome; mRNA processing. The transcript has 6 exons.
AUGGCAGAUGAGGAAUCCAGGAUACUGCAGCGCUUCAAAGACAAAGAAGCGGCCAGUAUCAAGUCUACGAAAUUCCCCAAACACUUUAGUGAAAAGGUGGACCUUCGGAAAGUCAACAUCGCUGUCCUGCGUCCAUGGAUAGCGGAAAAAGUCACCGAAUUGAUCAAGAUCGAAGACGAUAUUGUCGUUGAAUAUGCUUUCGGCAUGCUCGAGGACAGGGAGAACCCUACACCAGACCCCAAGAAGAUGCAAGUGUCGUUAAUCGGAUUUAUGGACAAGUUCGGUGCUGCCGCAUUUAUGGACCAGCUCUGGAAGCUCUUGUUGUCUGCCCAGAAGACUGUCGGCGGUGUUCCCGCUGAGUUCAUCGAAGCCAAAAAGGCCGAGCUCCAAAAACGCCAACAAGAAGAAUCUUCCCGCGGCCCACCUGCCCGACCCCAAGCUGCCGACUAUUUCGACGGACCUCCUGCUUCUGGUGGUGGUGGGGAUAGGAGAUAUCCGGAUAGACGGGAUGUGCCUCCGCCGAGGUAUAGGGAUGAGUACCCUCGUGAUGGCGGGGGGGGUGGAUACCGAGGGGACCGAGGAGAUGGAGGUUGGGGCAGUGGACGAGGCGGAGGUUGUGGGAGGGGAGGGUACGGCGGUAGAGGCGGCAGAGACGAUGGCUACGGCCGACGGGGAGGUGGCGGAAGAGAAUUCGAAAACCGACCUCGCGAUAAUGGCUACGGCAACAGAGGUGCCCCAGGUCCAGGUCCUCGGGACAGAUCUCGCUCUCCUGCUCGCAACACAGGCUACGACAAACCCCCUCCUCGCGACUUUGACCGCCGCCCUCCUCCUCAUCGCCGAUCCCCUUCGCCUCACCGCCGUCGACGACCCACACCUCCUUCGAGGCCUUCCCCUCCCAGAAGAGGGAGGGACAGCGCUACCCCGCCUCUUCGGGGUGGUGCGGAAAGAGGAAGGUCGAGGUCGAUUACCCCUCUGAGCAAGGGCCGUUCCCCCAGCCCACCUCCCAGGAGGAGACGCUCCCUAUCAGCUUCUCGUUCUCGCUCUCGAUCCCCUCCCAGGCGAAGACGACCUUCGUACACUCCCUCGCCCUCUCGUUCUCGCUCUCCUCCUCGAAGACGCGCCCCGCCCCCAAAGAGACGUUCCCCUUCUGUGUCCCGAUCCAGGUCUGGGUCUAGGACGAGGUCGCACAGCCCGCCUCCCAAGAGGAGGAGGGACUACACCCCUACGCCUAGUCGAUCGCCUUCCCCUCGACCGAGGAGACGUUCUCCCAGUCCCAGAAGGCCUAGAGAUAGGAGUCUUUCUCGAAGUAGGACUAGGAGCAGGAGCAGGUCGAGGACGCCAGAGAGGAGGGGUAGUAAGGGAAUGAGUAUCAAGGGGAAGGGGCGACAAGAGUAG